GCUGCGCCACGCACACAGACGCACGCACGCACGCACGCAUUCCCACUUGCACGCUCAUUUUCAGCGACGCGUGCAACAUCACGGCAACACUCCAGUCCGAUGUGCGCCUCGCUUCGGCAACUUCGAGAAGGUCGAGGCGGGUUUUUAAACUCCUUCUAGACUCUGGAUUAUAAAAUCGUACUCAAUUGUCUUCCCUUUUUUUUUUUUCCUCCUCCUCCUCUGGUUUCCUGUUACAAAGCCUCGGGAGGGGAGUUGCGUGCACAGCCCAGUUCCUCCGUACAAACUCAAUGACAGGAUCGGAAGCGCUGAUUUUUCUCCAUCGUCCGGACAUUUGAUAGCAGACAAAAAGAGGGCAGAGAAGACGUUGAGGAGGAUGUGCAAUGAUUUAUAACUCAAAUCAUCCUAAUAAUAAUACGAGAAACCACCGCGGUGCCGGAGAGGAAGAGGAGGAAGGUUCUGUCAUCGUCCCUGCCAUUGGCGUAGUAAUAUUCAUAAUAAGGUUGCCAGGACCCUGUCAGCUCUCCUGAGUCGUUCUUGGUUAUCUGAGUUGAGGUCUCAAUCCAUCACUCGCACCAUUUCCACCACAUGGUAGUUCACAUCAGAGAAAUGGCCUGGGUGAAGGUCUUGCUCUUGUUGUCCCUAUUUGGAUGGGAAAAGUCUCUGGGACUCAACUGGAACCCAAUCCCGCGCAAGACCGUGCGGUAUCAGGAUGUUUUGGACAGCAUGGCCAGGUUCAGCAUUCAGGGAGUGUUCAACUACAGCAUGCUGACACUGUCGGACCAUGAGAGAGUUUUGUACGUUGGAGCACGUGAAACACUGUUUGCCUUGGACCCCAAUGAUAUUAGCAGACCUCUCCGGCCACAGAUUGACUGGCCAGCUCCAUUGGACAAGAAGAGGGAGUGUGUCAUCAAGGGGAAGAGCAACCAGACCGAGUGCUUCAACUACAUCCGCUUCCUGCAGAGUUAUAACCAUACACACCUGUACACGUGUGGCACCUACGCCUUUCAACCCAAAUGCACCUAUGUGAAUGCAGAUUAUUUCAGUCUCAGCACUGUUGUCCUGGAAGAUGGGAAGGGCAAAUGUCCAUAUGACCCCGCAAAGGGCCACACAGGCCUCAUAGUAGACAAGGAGCUGUACUCUGCCACGCUCAACAACUUCUUGGGAACUGAGCCAGUCAUACAAAGGAACUUGGGCCAACAGCAUUAUAGUAUGAAGAGUGAAUACUUGCCUGCCUGGCUCAAUGAACCAGACUUUGUGGGCUCAGCUUUGGUUCGAGAAAGCAGCAACAGUAAGGAGGGAGACGACGACAAAAUCUACUUCUUCUUUAGUGAGCGAGCGUUGGAGCUGGACUGUGACACUGAGCUCAAUGUGGCGAGAGUGGCUCGCGUCUGCAAGGGUGAUCUUGGUGGUAGCCGGACGCUGCAGAAAAAAUGGACCACCUUCCAAAAGGCCCGUCUGGACUGCUCCCUCCCCGAGCGUCAUGUCUCCUUCAACAACCUCCGGGCUGUCUUCACGCUGCCAGGGCAAGACUGGAGAGGGACUACUUUCUUUGGCAUCUUUCAUGCUCAAUGGGGUGACGUGGACGUGUCGGCGGUAUGUCAGUACCAGAUCAGUGAUGUGAAGAAGGUGUUUGAAGGCUCCUACAAGGAAUACAGGGAGACAUCCCAAAGGUGGGGGCGCUACACUGGACCUGUUCCCAACCCACGGCCUGGAUCGUGUAUAACGAACUCAGACAGGGAAAGCGGCUACAACAGCUCUCUGCAGCUACCUGAUGCAACACUCAACUUUGCCAAGAAGCACCCGCUGAUGGAGGACAAAGCACUUGCUCGCCCCCUGCUUCUCACCAAGGGUGUGAACUUCACAAGGCUGGUCGUGGAUCGGGUUACUGGUCUAGACCAAAGAGCCUACAAUGUUCUCUUCCUUGGCACAGCUGAGGGAUGGCUGCAGAGGGUGGUUAUCCUGGGCUCUGAAGCCCAUGUGAUAGAAGAAAUCCAGCUGUUUGACAUAGCCCAGCCAGUAGACAGCCUGACCAUUUCCCACUCCAAGAAGUAUGUCUACAUCGGCUCUCGUUCAGAGGUUCUCCAGUUGCCCUUAGCCAACUGCAGCCGCUAUCAGUCUCAGCCAGACUGUCUGCUCGCCAGAGACCCCUACUGCGCUUGGGACAGUGAGGGUCGAGCUUGUGUUCGCAUUGACCUUCACCGAGGAUCUACGACUUCUCUGUCACAAGACCUCAUGCUGGAAAGGUUCAGCCGAGGAAAAGCAAAGUUUGACAAGUCUGUCUCCAUCCCUAGCCCUGAACACUCUCGCCUUCGGAAUGUCACAGUGGUGGUGGGCUCAGACAUGGUGCUACCAUGCCAGUUGAUCUCCAACCUGGCUCAGUCCUUAUGGGUUGUCAACGACCGGGAGCUCCUUCUCGGUGACCCCGAGGCUGGAGGGCCACGCUUCGACCGGACCCUCAAGGCCCUCGUUGUCCCUGAAGCGGGCCAGAUCCAAGCAGGACGCUACAUCUGCUAUUCCGAGGAGCAGGGUGUGAAGUUUCAAACCGAGCGCUACCAAGUGGCUGUAGUCGCAAGUGCGCCUGUCUUCAUGGAAGCCCGUGCUCCAGACAGCAGCAUGGGGCUCUUCUGGGUGCUGGUCAUCACCCUUGGUGCAGUGUGCCUCCUGCUCCUGGUUGCAGCUCUCUACCUGCGCCGGCGACUCAAGCUGGCUCUUGGAAAGGGAGCUGAGAUGAAGCCUCUUGAAAGUACCCUGGUCUAUCCCAUCACCCUUCCGAAGGAGCCACCCACGUUUGUGCCCAGCAAAAUGUCCAACGACGAGGACCGCUUCUGGGAAACGGGUGCCAAUUAUUACUACUCAGACGGCUCACUUAAAAUUGUUCCCGGUCACGCCCUUGGGCCCAACAGCGUCAGCAGCACGGCGUCACCCAGUGCCAUUCCAGGCCAGCCCAUCCACUCCCCCAGCCGUCUCAGUCUUACCAACAUCCGAGGCUCUGGUAGCAACGGCUACAUUCGCCUGAACCUGAGCACAACAGGGGAGGAGAGGGCUAGCGGGGCUUGCGCUGGUGGCGGCGGGCUGGGCGGCCUGGGCAUGGGUGGGAAUGACUACUCGAGCCCAUUCAAAGAAGAGCUAAGACGCACUCUGCAGCAGAGGAGCGUGCUGCCCGACGCUAAUCCAGAGGAGUCGUCGGUCUAGGCGUUUCCUCCGCCGUCAUUCCGCCAUUCCCUUGAGUUGGAAAAAACAAAACAACCAACCUACCUCCCUCCUUUUGAGGAUGCCUGCUCGCUCUCUUUUUCAGUGACACGUUGCCACCUACAAAUGCUCUUUCCCUCGCCCUGCCAAUGCCUGUUUGGCUCACUGUAGACAUUUAUAGCAUGUUAAAUAUAGACUCUCACCCAUGGUUCACCAACACAUACUCAGAUAAUUAUUGUGUCAGAGCACACAAUAAUUACCAAGUCUUGGACUUUCUCUGCUUCUACUGUGGAAUGGCCAUUCGUCUAAACUGUGUAUUUAUACAGGAGUACACCGUAGGCAUGGUAAUCAAACCAAUGGCAUUAUAUGUUGUCUGAAGAGCACAUUUAAUUCAUGUUGAGCAGACCCAGUGAGACUUCAAGCAUUUGUGCUGGGAACAGUUGAUGGUUGGCAAGAAAAAAAUUACUAUUCUACCGAGACUUCAUUUUUCAGCUUGUACUGCACUUAAACCUGGAAGCUAGUCUUCCCUUAUUUGUAAUGGUGAGCCAAGAGGAGAGGCUAAUUAAUGUUGAAGCAAGACAACAAUCAUUUUUGUGUAUGAGGAGCCCUGUGAAAAGGCAAGAGACAAGGAGAGCGCUACAUAGGUGACAUAAAAUGAAGACACAAGGGAGUUUCUCAAUGAAGGACAAUCUCUGUAAAUGUUUUGGCCCAAUUUCUUUUUGUCUGCUUUGUGAAUCCCAGCCUAGUUGUGAUGGUUGGUUUGAAUUAAGACAUUUCUCCAGGAUUUUUUUUUAUUAUUAUUACUUUUCUUGAGGACCACUGCAGUCUUCAAGUUGUUGUCAAGUGACUUGAGUCGACCUUUUGUGAAGAAAAAUAAGUGCUCACAUUCCAGGCUGUACCCUGCACGGUGACCUACUCAAAGUGCGUGAGAACCACAUAUUGAUGAAAAUAUGUGUUUCAAUUGAACUCUUUUGGAUAUUUGCUCAUUCCCUUGGAAAAGAAAAUGCUGUUGGCAUUCAGCAAUAAGACGAAGACUGCACACUUUUCAACAACACAAAGACAACAAGCGUGGAGAAUGUAGUUUGAACCCUCACUGUUGCGACUGCUGUGGAUGUUUCAAAAAGUGCUUAAUCUUUUGUAUAGUGACAGUGUUAACUUGCCCUGCAACGAAGGAAACUGCGACGCUCAUUCACACGCCCAAUGCUUUGAAUGUCUACAAGCCUGGACUAUAGUGUGUGACAGGAUGCCUUGAAUCCCCUCCCUUACCGAUGCCCAGAGACCAAGUUUGGGGUGGCCGUGUUGUGGACUUAGAGGUGAAGAACACUGAGAAACACACAAGAUCUCAAUUUGAGGAUUGGUCAGACAGAAAUGAUUACUUCCCCGCUGACAGGCUGCAGUAAGACAGCGCCUCUGAAUCUAUUACAGGGGUAUUUUUGGGACAUGCCUGGAUGGCCUAGGAGAGCCAAGCAAGAAGUUAAUAUUCUGUUGUGAAACACACUGUGGACAAGGGUCUCAAAUGUUGCGUAUCCCAAAUGACCCCAUGGUCAAAGAGGUACUCGGCCGUCAGACCAACAUGUUGCAUGACCAACAGCGAAAGGACUGUACAUUUCGAUCAUCCUUGUACAAAAGCAUUUUUUGGAUUCAGCAUUUUUGGAGUUUUGAAUAUGAUACAGUAUUGUAAAACACUAAUGCUCUCUUUGGGGAAAAAUAGUUUUGAUUUUAUGGUUCAAGGAAAGGAUUUUGUUUCUUGGCUGUGUUCCAUGUGUCACGUCACCUUUGGGUAAGCCAAAGUAGACUGCAGAUUUUUUUUCUGUUGUAUUUUUCCUAAAUUAUUUUUCAGAAACAGAUCAAUAUUCAGCUGUCCGUCCACUUUGCAACCCUAAGCUGAUGUCUGCAAGCUUUCUGAAUAUUUUGACUGCAGCAAAAUGUUCCCUCAAGGGAAAAAAAUGGCUUAAGGCUAAUGGAUUUUCUGUUUGUUUCCUGUUAACUUGUCAGCUGUGAUCAGCUGGACCUGAUUCUUGUUCCUCUUAAUGAAGGGUUACCAAUGUACCAAAAUCAUUAUUUAAUUUGUUAGCUGCCAAAAACCAAAUAUGAAGCUUCUGAUUUAAAGCAGAUCAGUGGUAGAAUGUGUGCACUUAAUAGUAUUCAAUACUUUGACAAAGUUAAAACAUCUCUGAAUACUCUGGUACUUGGUCUUGUUAUCUAGAGUUUUUCUUCUGUUAUCAGGCUUUGCUUUACUUUGCAUUUUGCAAAAAAAAAAAAAAAAAAUCAAAAGAAUGAUUGAACAAGUAGAGGUCUUUUGCUGGAGUAAAAUGCAUGUGUUUUAAGUCUUAAUCUUUUCACUUUUUUUUUCAAUCACUCCAGUGCAGUAUUUUCAUUUCUGUUCAUCCCGGUUUUCAUAUGACAUAGUUUUACUUCACUAUCUUAUUGAUCUUUUAUGUUUGUUCUUAAAGUAAUGUUAAGUAACUUAUUUCUUGUACAAACACGUUGAUAUUUAUUAUCAUUGUACAUAUGCCCUUAUUUUUUAUAUGUGUGUAUAUACAUACUAUAUACACAAAUAAAAAAAGAGAUCUA
Messenger RNA from Phyllopteryx taeniolatus (common seadragon), 5763 nucleotides. RefSeq names its product sema domain, immunoglobulin domain (Ig), transmembrane domain (TM) and short cytoplasmic domain, (semaphorin) 4C (gene sema4c). The transcript has 16 exons. The coding region runs from base 586 to 3192 and encodes 868 amino acids. Gene Ontology annotation, biological process: axon guidance; neural crest cell migration; positive regulation of cell migration. The record is from RefSeq and is a predicted model, not a curated record. Lineage: Eukaryota; Metazoa; Chordata; Actinopteri; Syngnathiformes; Syngnathidae. Gene Ontology annotation, molecular function: semaphorin receptor binding; chemorepellent activity.